Molecule: messenger RNA, 585 nt
Organism: Carica papaya (papaya)
Lineage: Eukaryota; Viridiplantae; Streptophyta; Magnoliopsida; Brassicales; Caricaceae
Source: RefSeq, a predicted model, not a curated record
AUGGUGGAAGAGGAAGCUCCAGCAUCAGAAGCGUCAGUAACAAUGGCGGACGAAACCCUAGUUCCACUGUCGAGAAACAUGAAAACCGAAGAUACUCAACCUUCAAUAGAGUGUAGUAUCGAAACCGGUACUCAGGGCGGAGCUGAUUCGAGCAACAACAAUGAAAACGGAAAUGCUGAGGAUUCUGCUCUCACUUCCGCUGGAGAGGGGGAGAGGACGCUGGAGUUCGUCGUUGAGUUAGCGGAGAAAGGAUCUAAGGCCCUCAAGGAGAGAGAUUACGCUGAAGCUGUCGAGUGCUUUAGCGCGCACUUGAAAUCAAGUUGGGUUGCACAUUAUGGUGAACUUGCUUUUGAAUGCUUGAAUGCGUACUAUCAGUAUGGGCAAGCACUGCUGUACAAGGCUCAGGAGGAGGCUGAUCCAUUGGGUAAUGUGCCCAAAAAGGAAGGGGAAUCCCAGCUAGAAUCUGAUAAAGAGGGACCUGCUAAGAAUGUUGCAAAUUCUGAAUCUUCUGCUGCUUCUGUUUCAAGUAAAAUUGAGCAAGAUGGAAAUUCAGUUCAGCAGGAAGGAGAAAUUGAUGAUGGUUAG